GCAUGUUUGACAAACUCAAGAUCCUCAAUGGACAAACCAGCUGGGGAGGACGCUCAGGGUGGUACGCUGGGACGACACUCCCUGCCACUGAGUGUCCACAGGCAGAGGGAGGGGAGAACGCCAUAUCAGUUAGUUCUAACGGUGAAGAUUCAGAGGAUACUCAGAUGAGGCUUCAGCUGAAGAGAAAACUGCAGAGAAACAGAACGUCUUUCACACAGGACCAGAUAGAAGCACUGGAGAAAGAGUUUGAAAGGACUCACUAUCCAGAUGUGUUUGCCCGAGAACGCUUGGCCAACAAAAUAGAUCUUCCAGAGGCAAGAAUACAGGUUUGGUUUUCCAACAGACGAGCGAAGUGGAGAAGAGAGGAGAAGCUGAGAAAUCAACGUCGUCAGGUGUCCAACUCCUCCAACCACAUUCCCAUCAGCAGCAGCUUCAACACCAGUGUUUACCAGCCUAUACCACAACCUACUACACCAGUGUCCUUCUCAUCAGGAUCCAUGUUGGGAAGGUCGGAUCCAGUUCUGUCCAACAGCUACAGCCUACCAGCCAUGCCCAGCUUCAGUAUGGCUGCCAGCCUGCCUAUGCAAGUAAGAUUAUCUGCUAAAACAAGCUCUUACUCCUGCAUGCUGCCCACCAGCACCAGUGUAAAUGGGAGAAGUUACGAGACAUAUACUCCUCCACACAUGCAGCCACACAUCAACAGCCAGUCAAUGACGUCCUCCGCAACAUCGUCAACGGGUCUGAUUUCCCCUGGUGUCUCAGUUCCAGUCCAAGUUCCAGGAAACGAAGCAGACAUGUCACAAUACUGGCCACGCCUGCACUGAUUCACUUCCCACAGCAAUUAUUCUUGGCUGCAGUGAUCACCAGCAGUGAUUGCUGCAACAGGAAUGUAUGGGACAUCAAAGCAUAACCUAUCGCUACUUUACAGCUUGAAUGUGAAAAAAAAAAACUGUCAUUGACUGAAACAGACUGCACCGCAGCAAAUGAAUAUGAAUAUGAAGGAAUUACUCUCAUUAAUGAUGAGAAAACGUUCAAACCAAAUUCUGGAGACAAGCAGGACAGACGUUUGACUACUCUUCCAAUUUGAAGGGUUUUAAAAUCACUACAAACCACUACAGGUUCAGCUACAACUGGAUCAAAGGUCUUGGGGAUCUCUGUCUCAACAUCAUGUCGAGCUGCCAUUGAAAGUCUGGUUGGCGACGACACUUCGGGACAAGCCCAGAAAGAAAAGCUCUAGCCUGAGCUGUACUCAGGAAGGUGGCCCAUCCUUUGGCAACACUAAACUCCAGACAGGAAUAAACUGAUCAGUGUCCAUUUGGACAUUCUGUGGGAAGACAUAUUACCUCCACUUUCAGUUCCUAAUUUAUAUGAUGUUGGUGUAUUUGUAGCAAAAAAAAUGUUGACUGAAACAUAAAGGGAAGAAUGAAACUUGAAAUGAACUUUCUGUUCCAGCCUGGAAUGUAUAUAGAAUUUCAGAAUGUGGAUUCUGGUGAUAAGUGUUUGGUAUUUUAAAAACCCUGACCUGGAUGUGAUAUGCUAACUGGUAUGGACUCUUAUUUUGAACUGACAAACUAAGUCUGUUGGCGGAGGGGAGGUUUGGGGGGGAGAGAGAUCUCAGU
Perca flavescens (yellow perch) is the source of this 1619-nucleotide messenger RNA. RefSeq names its product paired box protein Pax-6. The coding region runs from base 3 to 824 and encodes 273 amino acids. Lineage: Eukaryota; Metazoa; Chordata; Actinopteri; Perciformes; Percidae. The transcript has 7 exons. Gene Ontology annotation, biological process: anatomical structure development; regulation of transcription by RNA polymerase II. The record is from RefSeq and is a predicted model, not a curated record. Gene Ontology annotation, molecular function: DNA-binding transcription factor activity, RNA polymerase II-specific; RNA polymerase II cis-regulatory region sequence-specific DNA binding.